Messenger RNA from Armigeres subalbatus, 4098 nucleotides. RefSeq lists its product as uncharacterized. Gene Ontology annotation, biological process: telomere maintenance; DNA repair. The record is from RefSeq and is a predicted model, not a curated record. The transcript is spliced from 8 exons. Bases 1 to 4098 code for a protein of 1365 amino acids. Lineage: Eukaryota; Metazoa; Arthropoda; Insecta; Diptera; Culicidae. Gene Ontology annotation, molecular function: DNA helicase activity.
AUGUCACAACACAUGAAUUCAACGUAUGUGCGUAACUACCGUAAACGCACGCAGGAACAACGGGAGGAUGACCCUCCCAAGCAGCCAAGAACCGCUGCUGAACGAGCUCGGGAAUAUCGAGCGAAGAAGAAGGCAGCCAAAGGUGAAGCGUCAUCCACUGCUGGGUGGGACGCUGGAGAAGGCCCUUCAACUCGAGUAUUUCCACCGAUGCGCUUUCUUCCCGAAGAAGCCAUCUUCCGCGAUAAUCUCAGCGAUGGCGACGUUUCGUUGUGUGAUUCACAACCAUCUAUUGCUGUUCGUGCCACACCGGUACCUAUAAUGCAUAGAGGAGAAGAGGACAUCUCUUUUGCUGAGCAUGCUAGCCAGGAACCAUUCGAUCCGAAUCUAGAAGGAGCAUCAGCAGAGUUCAACAAACGUUUUGUUGAAAAUCGUUUUGGUUUCCCAUGUGGUGUUUGUGACCGGUUGUGGUUUGUAAAUGACCUAAAGCCGCUUAACAACGCCGAAGUGGCUGUGUUGGCAACAGCAAACAACACUGUCGGAACUAUUCCAGCAUGUAAGACAUGCCAUGCCAACUUGAAACGCGGUCAUGUACCGUCACUUGCCGUUUCGAAUGGUUUUCGGUUCCCGGAAUUUCCUACGAAUCCACCACUUCCACAACUCGAUCCGAUUGCAGAGCGUUUGAUCUCGCCACGGUUGCCUUUCAUGCAAAUUCGGCGACUGCGUUUUGCCGCAGGGAGCUAUGGCAUAAUCGGACAGGUCAUUAAUGUACCUGUAGAUGUGGAUCAAAUGGUCAAGGAGCUUCCCCGCCAGCUGGACGAUGACAGGGCGUUCAAUGUUUCCAUUAAGAAGCAUUUGAUACAUAAGUCCGCCUAUCUGUCAGGAUUUGUGAAGAAGGGGACGAUCAAAGCCUGGCUGCAGUACCUGGAGAAUACGCCACUGUAUCGUCGAUACGGUAUAACUUUCAACGAGGACCAGUUGAAUGCCAUCGAUUCUGCAGCACAAACUACGGAAGAUGUAAUUGACACGGUCGAAAAUAGCAAUGAUGUCGAAUUGCUUAUAGGACAGCAGCAAACACUCCUCUGGAAUGAGGAUAAGUGUCUGGAGAUUGCUCCGGCACAGAACAGAGUUCCGCUGUCGAUCAUCUACGAUGAGCAUGCCGAAGAAUUAUCAUUCCCGGAUGUACAUUUGUGGCAACCGAGGACUUACAAUCCGGAAGUACGGGUGACGCCGUAUAUGAUGGCCACCAGUGAACUGCGGCGCAGUGACCGACGAGCUGCCAAGCCCAGGCAUGUAUUAUACGUUGCUAUGAAGAUUCUGCGUUUGCGGGUAUCUGAGGGCUGCAAUUACUGGCAACAGCGUAAGAACGAUUUGUUCGCCAUGAUCCGGCAAUUAGGGAAGCCAACUAUGUUCCUCACCCUGAGUGCCAGUGAGACCAAAUGGCCACACCUGUUGCGAACUUUACAAAGCUUGUCCGGUGGGAAUAGUGUCAUCGACGUUCAGAAUCUAUCGGCAUUGCAGCGAGCCACUCUGGUGAACGAGGAUCCGGUGACAUGCUGCAUGUAUUUCAACAAGCUUGUAGACGUCAUUAUGCAGCUGCUUCAGUCGUCCAGAUACAGCCCGUUUGGGAAGUUUCGCGUUGUCGAUUACUUCAAGCGGAUUGAAUUUCAACAUCGUGGCAGUCCUCACGCCCAUGUUCUAAUCUGGCUGAACAAGGAUCCAAGUGAACCGAUCUCGGAGAACAUGCCAAAAACAGUAGAACUGAUUGACAGUCUAUGCUCCGUUGAUUCGACUGAUUUGCCAGACACGUACGCUAACCAGGUGCACAAGCAUACGUUCACGUGCUUCAAGCGUAACGAUAAGAGCUGUCGGUUCAAUAUUCCAUAUUGGCCCAUGGACCGUACAAGAGUGCUUUUGCCACUUACGGGGGACGAUGGACGCAGGGCACAACUUAGAGCACGAUCCAUCACGAUGCGUAAUGUUCUGGAGACGAAAUUGUUCGACACGCUCGAUCAAUUCCUCGUAGAGUGCAACUGUUCACACGAGUACUACCUUGACGUCAUUCGCAGCUCGAUAAGUCGACCUACAGUGUUUCUGAAACGAGCGAUGAUGGAAUUAUGGACGAACCCGUUUAACCCAUGGAUAGCAAAUAUCCUGCGAUCAAACAUGGACCUCCAGUUUAUCCUUGAGGAGUAUUCGUGUGCUGCGUACGUUGUCGAGUACGUGAACAAGACCAAUCGUGGCAUAAGUAGUUUGCAUCGGGACCUUGUGAAGCUGCAGGAAGAGUUUCCGGAUCAGGAUUACAGGUCGCUGCUGAAGAAAGUGAGCCUUAAAAUGCUGAAUUCGGUAGAAAUGUCAGCGCAAGAGGCCGCAUGGUAUCUGCUCCGCCAGCCGAUGUCCGAGGCCAGCCGAAAAGUCGUAUUUAUUCCCACCAUGUGGCCACAUGAGAGGACCAAAACCAGGAAGCGUAAGCAACAGAUCGACGAUGAAGGAAUUCCCGAUGAUUCUGAAGAUAUAUGGACGUCAAAUAUAAUUCAGAAAUACGAAGAUCGCAGGGAUCUUGAGGACGUCUGUUUGGCUGAAUUCGCUGCUUACUACACGAAAGCGCAAAAGUCGGCAAACACCUACAAUCGCCGUAACAUUGCACGCGUAUUGCGGUGGCGUGCGUACGCUAUGACAGAGCUCGACGAUUACAAGCGUGAGAUGGUGUUACUAUUCCUUCCAUUCCGUAGCGAAAUGUGUGAUGUGCUCGAUUGCAACAAGUUUCUACAGUUGUACGAUGAGCAUGAAACCGUCUUGAUGCAGAAAAGAAAGAUAUACGACUGCGAGUUGAACCUGGAACACACUGUCGAACAAUAUUUGCGUAUGUGUGGUAUGGAGGCUGAUCAGGAUCAGGAAGCCACCACGGACAAGCACGACGAGUACAUCCGGGCGAUAAACAUGAAUCCGAACGACGACGACAUACAGAACCUGCCAAUUCAUGCAUUGAACGCCGUGGUUAAACAGCGGUCCAAUAUCAUGAGCAAGCAGGCUUACUGUGAACUGGUUCGAGCCACGAAUCCUGAACAGCGUUCGUUGAUUCUGCACGUCAUCCACACAAUGCAUAGCUUCGACGAUAACGACAAGCCGAUGCAAAUCUUCUUCACGGGUCCGGCUGGUAGCGGCAAAACGUUCACCUUGCGAAUACUGAUGGAGACAUACAACAGGUUCAGUCAAGCACAUAAUGCACAGAACAACGCAUAUACAAAACUCAAGCUGAGUUUUGAAACGCUCCAGCUGUACCGAAAUGCGUUUGCACAUGUUCAGGCAAUCAUCGUCGAUGAAGUCAGCAUGAUCGGUGCCAAUGUGUUAGAUACUGUUCACGCCCGGCUGCAAGAUAUUAAGGCGGAAUAUGACGAUCCAUUCGGUGGCAUGAACAUGAUUCUCGUUGGAGACUUCCGCAAAUUCUAUGCACGGUGCCGUACUCUGGCAAUCGUUACGAUACUUCCUCUCGUCCGAGUCAUGAGGCAGAGUGACGAGCAGUUUUCUGCCGUACUGACGAAGAUUGGAAAUGGUGAACGAUUGACAGACGAAGAAACCAAGCUGAUCGAGAGUCGUUUCCGGACAGUGCAAUGGUGCAGAGAAAACGUCCCGAAUGCUGUACGUCUUUUCCACCGUAACAUCGACGUCGACCAGUACAAUAGCGAGGUACUGAUGGAAACGGACGGCGUGGACUGUAUAGCUGAAGAUGUGUUCUCUGGAUACCGGAACAAUGAGCAGCUAGUAAGUGCCAGGAACAAGCUUCAUAAGAUGAGUGUUGUGGAGGCUGGUGGCAUGCCUUAUCUGCUGCGUCUUACUCUCGGCAUGCCGUACAUGGUUACGACAAACGUUGAGGUAGAUGAUGGUAUCGUUAACGGUGCGAUCGGCCAACUCAUGCACAUCGAGCUGAAUGAAGAUGAACCAGAACAGCGAAUGGUUCGGCUUUGGUUCAUGUUCGAGAACGAAGCUAUAGGAGCGACACGAAGGGUAAAAUCCAGGCCCUUAGUGUGUUUCAAAGCCAGGCGUCUUGCAGCCACAAUGGACACCGAUUACCAGGCGGUCCGCGAACAUCACCCUCGGUAG